Messenger RNA from Carcharodon carcharias (great white shark), 2419 nucleotides. RefSeq lists its product as uncharacterized. The transcript is spliced from 5 exons. The record is from RefSeq and is a predicted model, not a curated record. Bases 38 to 1537 code for a protein of 499 amino acids. Lineage: Eukaryota; Metazoa; Chordata; Chondrichthyes; Lamniformes; Lamnidae.
UGGCGCGCGCGCGCCGAGUGCAGGGAGGAGGAGGAGGAUGCGAAGGAGGCGGCGGCGGCAAGAGCAGCAGCAACAACAACAACAACAAAAUGGCGGCCCCGAAGACAAGGCUUGUACCUCGCGGCCGAACAACACCCUCAACCAAGUGGAAGUGGAGACCGCCUUCCAGCAGCUGUAUAAUUCUUUGCUUGGCAAUAAAGAAAAAGUUGAAAAAUCAGCACCAAAGGACAACCAUUGUGCUCACACCACGACACAGAAAGAUUUGUACAACCUCCUAGCAUUGGAGAAUGUCCCCCAAAAUAACCUAAAAAAUGCCUCUCGAGAUGUCCUUAUAACAGAGGAUUCCAUUCCAUCUGAGCAAUUAAGGCUGAGGAAUAGCGACAGUGGCAGAGCCAUCACUAGCACCUGCAGUGCUGAAGCUGCAAGGCUUUCUGCCAAAAGACCCAAUCUGAAAUGUAACACUUUUCCAGGAAAGGCAAAAGCGAACUUGAAGUCAAACACUGAGACUUCAUUCUUUGCUGUGAAGCAACCAGUUCUCCAAGAAGCGGGUCUAAGCCCCAAAAACAGUGAUAAGAAUGAAGAAGGAAUUUUUGAAUUCUCCUCUAAUGAUGAUGCCAUCUCGACAAACUCUGGGGAGGAUUACAGAGAAACGGUCACCUGUGAGGCCUGCUCGGAGAUGUUUUGGAAAGUAGUAAAUAAAAAGGCAACGAAGAAAAAGGGGUGUGCAUCAGGGAAGAAACAACCUUAUGAUCCCACCUCUUUAUCCUGUGACCAAUGGGUCUUGAAAAAACCUUUGUUGCCUAGAAAUCAUCUACAGAAACAUAGAAGAGCGAUUUGGUGCCUGAAGAAACCGAUUGGUGCUUCUGCUCAGAGUGAAGUCACUAGGAAGUGGAUCCCACGGUGUUCCCGGCCUCAUGUGUUUCUGCAGAGGAAUCUACGAUCCUCCAGGAGAAAAGUUGAUGAAUUUCUUGCCAAGCAUAGAAAAAAACAGCCUCAAAAAAAGACGAAAAAAAGAUCAAGGAAGAAAGAGCUAUUUGUUUUCAAGCUUCCCAAAACUCCUGCAUCUUCCAUUGUAAUCUCAGAUAAUGAAGAUUCCGAAAUGGAAAUCAGUACUGUUAAAAGGAAACUAACAACGGCUGUCCUGAGCAGAGAGGACAGGACCAAAAAAGGCAGCUGUGACUUUUCUGCGGACGAUUCGAAUACCUGUGAAAGUGGGUUUUACAGCUCUGACAGCAAAUCGGUGCAGUGUGAGAGUAGCACCUGUACCAACCCUGCAUAUGAUUCCAGAUCUUUGAAUUUUAAUCCAGGAAAAACAGAGCCUGCCUUUUCAUCUUCUGCUUCACCGUGUCCUGAGAAUCAGUUGCAUUCUCCAAAUGGAAAAGCAAAAACAUGGGAAGGAACGCAAAGCAAAAUAAAUUCUAGGAUAGCUCCUCCCAGUUCUUUUGAUUGGUUAAAACCUGGUGGCUUUACGUAUAUGAUUGCUAAGCUGAAGGCUAGAUCUCUGACCUCAUCAGGCAGUGUUGUCAAAGAGACAUGACUUUGCUCUUUCCUUUCAAACUUAAAGUAGUCAGCAUAAAGCUGUUCUCUAUACUCGCACACGCUUGUGUACACAAUUAAUGUAUAACUAAUACUGUUUCUGUUGGAGUAUUUAGUCAAAUCACCAAUUAUUUUAAUUUUGGACAAUUUGACCAAUGUUUUUGUUUAUAUUUAUUAAACAAGCACAGCAGUGAUUAACAUUGCUUUCUUUUUCUAUUGGCUUAGUUCUGAAUUCUCUGCCCCCACUCCCUCAUUCGGUAUGAAUUAAAGUAGAAUUUGUGAAGACCGUUGCAGUUGGUAAUAAAUUGUUUCAUUUAAAAGCUAGUGUUGCAGCCAAGUUGGUAAACGCUUGACUUUCUAAAUGAUCCCAUUUGAAAUUGAAGCCAAGUGCAGCCCACUGACAAGUAAAUGAACAUCCAAUUCUCACCUCGGAUGAAGAGUUACAGCUUCAGUAUCAGACUUUUCCUAGUUUGAUGAAAAUGUACCUGGAAGUUUGAAGACUAUUAAUGUUUACAUGUUGAUCCAAGAUAUACUCAAAAUCACUUUGAAUAGCCCUUUAUCUUUGUUCUUAUCUUGCUAUGAGUAGAAUCUGAUUUUCAAAAUAGCCAGUAUCUAUUUUGGAAAAUUAAUAUUAACUUUUAAAAUGCCUUGCUGCUAUCAUAAGGGAUAUGCUGAGAAAAAGCUUUGUACCUGUUAUACUUCACCUGCACAUUCUUUAGGUUAGGACCAGCUCAAUUGCACAGCAAUACCAACCAUCAGUCAGAUUUCACUAAUUCUGUAAAUCUGAACUUUUCCAUUUUACUAAUGUGUAAUGUUUAGUACCCCAAAUGUUUUUGAAUAAAAUAUGCUUUUUGGUUUUGCAUGCAGUUAAUGUGAAUGGCAA